Messenger RNA from Puntigrus tetrazona (Sumatra barb), 2502 nucleotides. RefSeq names its product ankyrin repeat domain 6a (gene ankrd6a). The record is from RefSeq and is a predicted model, not a curated record. Lineage: Eukaryota; Metazoa; Chordata; Actinopteri; Cypriniformes; Cyprinidae. Gene Ontology annotation, molecular function: protein binding.
AUGAGGGCUCAUCAGACAGCCCUGCACCGGCAGCCGUUGCAAACCGACGCCAUCCCUCUCAUCCAUGGAGGCUGUGAAACACAGCUCUACAUAGCGUGUCAGAAUGGACAUUCCCAGACCGCUCAAGUGCUUCUACUAGGUGGAGCGAUGCCUGACAGCAAAACAAUGCAUGCAGGUGACACGUGUUUACACAUUGCUGCUACGCUACAAUCACUUGUAGCCACGAUUAAGAUCCUCUUGGGUUCUUUCUGCUCUGUGAUGACUGAGAAAGAAAAACCAGGAGACACUGCGCUCCAUGUGUGCUGCUGCCUAAAUCACAAGAAAACAGUCAAUCUGUUACUGGAAGCAGGAGCCAGCGCAAACAUCAAAAACAAUGUAAGUCGUCGGGACAAUAACAACCGUUUGGCUAUCCUGCUAGCACAAUCCAAUCAGCGUGAAUGUCCCUGCUCAGGUGCCCAGUUUGCUCGUGGAAAAACUGUGAGAAAACGAAGAGAUGUCGUGCGGCAAAGAAGAACUCAGUCCCUCCCAGAGCUCAUUCCUCCAGAGAAAAAGGACUGUACUGAAGUGGCAGAAGACACAAACAACAGUGAUCAAGUACAUCAACUUAAGCGAAAAACAGCAACUCUGAGCCCGGCACGAGAGAGGAAGGUCAGGAGCCCAAGGAGACAGGUAGUGAUUCGAAGGGAGUAUCAGCUACAUGAGAAAGGAUCUCCAUCCCAGAGUAAAACACAGCAGCCCCAGCUCUCAGGAGGAAGAGAAACUCCUGGAAAAGCCUAUCAGCUUUAUACACUAUACAGGGAUAAAGAUGGACAGAUAAAGCAGGCUCCUGCGGAUGACUGUCACUGUAAGCCCCUCAUUAAAACUCUGGAAAAUCAGCUUAAAGCCGCAAAGAUGGAGAUGAGGUCAGAAAUUCACACGGUCCAAGAGGAGAUCAACUGCAGGAUGGGCAGAAUAGAGCAAAAAAACAAGCACCAGAUUAAAGUUCUUGAGAAACUCACACAGGAGCGUAUGUCGGCUGAAAGGAUGGAGUGUCAUUAUCGAAUCAAUCAGAGAGCCAUGGAACGCCUGGAGGGUGAGAGAAAACAGCAGGUAGCUGCUACCAAUGCUGUGAAAAGCUGGUGCAUGUCUAAGAUUCAGGAUCUUGAAGUGCGAAUGCCUGCAGAGACACAGUACACAAACUUCUGCUCUCCGUCCUGUGGAUCAGUCUUUGUGGAUUCAGACCCCGAGGGUCUCCCUGCUGCUGUCGCUCAUCUCUGAGAAAGCUCCAGCUCACUGGCCACCUCGUCAAUGUGUUACCCAGCCCAGGAGCAGGUCCCUAACAAUGGCAGGAAAAGUCUUGAAUUUGGGGAUGCACGUGGCAGGAGAUACUUUGAGAUGAAGCUGAGCAGUUCUUCAGAUGAAUAUCAUAACCUGACAGCUCCUUCAAUGGUCAAACACAAACCUCUAUCACGGAAGCUGGCGACCGCUGCCAAGUGGCACCGAGCAGAAGUACAGGAGGUCGAUGUCUCGAAGUCCAGGUCAAACAAAGGUGAACUCUUUGACAGCAGUGCCAGCAGCAGCCUGUCCACAUCCAGCAAGCGUUUCAACGACAGCGAAACAACCAGCACCGGGCCGGCCUGGAAACACAGCAGACACCUGAAGGACAGGAUUAAAGCACAUCACGCUCAAACCCAGCAGAGCAACACCAUGAAGACCCUGGAGGUGUUUUCCCAGCGGCCUGUGAGGCCCCUUCACCCAGAGCGGGCAAACUUGCAUGCCAUGGAGGUGACGCAGCAUUUCUUUGAGACGGUCUCCACACAACUGGAACGCUGGUACGAGAGGAAGAUCCAGGAAGCACAGAAGAUGGCAGAACAGAAAGCUCUGCAGGACAGAGCCAGUCUGCUGGAGAAGAUCAACAGCCUGGAGGAAGAGCUACAGAAGCUUCUCGCACUAACACUAAUACAGACUCUUGACACAUACGGGUCUAACAGUGGCUCCAGAAUCAGCACCUCCAAGUCUGAGGCCACGGUUCUCAGUCGGAAAAGGGUGGGUUGUCCCCUUCAGGUUGGUGGAGAGUCUCUGCCUCAGGUGGAGGAGUUUAAGUAUGUUGGGAUCUUGUUCACGAAUGAGGGAAGGAUGGACCGGGAGAUUGACAGAUGGAUCGGUGCAGCCUCUGCAGUAAUGCGGUCGAUGUACCAGUCUGUCGUGGUGGAGAAGGAGAUGAGCUGCAAGGCGAAGCUCUCGAUUUACCGAGAUAGGGUGAGGAGCUUGGUCACUCGGGACCAGCCUCAAAAAAUAGACCUGUUGCUCCUCCACAUCGAGAGGCCAGCUGAGGUCGGGCAACUGUUCCGGAUGCCUUCCAGUCGUCUCCCCGGGGAGGUGUUCCGGGCAUGUCCCACCUGGAGGAGGCCCUGGGGAAGACUUAGGACAUGCUGGAGAGACUAUGUCUCUCAGCUGGCCUGGGAAAGUCUCUGUGUUUCCUGGAAGAGCUGUAGGAUGUGUCUGGAGAGAGGGAAGUCUUAG